GCAUUGCUUGCAGGAUCACGGACGAAUGGGUAGAUCGUUGCUAAGACGAUUUCCUAACAUCUGACGACAUGAUGCCGACUGAAUGGAAGUUCAUUCCCGAGAGGUCUGUCUGGCUCGCACCAGGCCCACUGAGUGGGUGCGCUAUGCAGCUUGUACAUAUGCAUGCAGUGCCGUCGUCGUAUUCUCAUGCCCCGCACUAAAUUACGCGUUGAGGGGCAGCUACUGAGGGACAUCCGGACCUCCCUAGACGCGUCGAGCCGUGUCGAGCCCACAAGCUUACCAUCAGUUAGCAUUGCACUCGAACAACACAAAUCACAAUCAUGGGCAGCUUCGAUCAGAGCAAAGCGUACGCAGCGCAAGAAGAGGACGGCGCUUUCUUUGAUGAUGGCCGCGAGAUUGAGCUUCUGCACUUCGUUUACUCCCACCCCAAUAUCGACAAAAUUCGGGGCUCGCCCGAGAAUGUUCUUGCAGCCAUUGACGAAUAUGGGCGCACGAAGAAGUAUCUCAUGAACGUAGGAGAGCUUAAGGGUCGUAUAGUAACAGAUCUUAUUGCAGAAGUCAAGCCCAAGACAAUGGUCGAGCUCGGCGGCUACGUUGGCUAUUCAUGCGUCCUCUUUGGUGAUGCGGUUCGCAAAGCUGGAGGGCAACGGUACUUCAGCUUGGAGCGCGAUCCUGCGUUCGCCGCGGUCAUUAUGUCUCUUGUCGACCUGGCAGGUCUUUCCGACGUUGUCAAGGUCGUCGUUGGCUCUAGUGAUGAAUCGAUUGCUCGUCUGUAUCAAUCUGGGCAGCUGAAGCAUAUUGACCUCAUGUUCUUGGACCACUACAAACCUGCCUAUACGACCGAUCUGAAACUCUGCGAGGAGUUGGGCUUGAUCACUGAGGGCUCAGUGUUGGCUGCCGAUAACGUGAUCAAGCCAGGCAACCCGCCGUACCUGGAGUACGUCAGGAGCAGUGUCGAACAGAAGGUCAAGAAAGCGAAGCAGAGCGGCAACAGCAAUACAGAGGGUAUCGCUGAGACCAACGUCAAGAUGUACGAGAAGCGAUACGGCGAGGCCAAGUUCAACCAGAGUCCUGGAAAGCCGACCCUCAUCUACGAAAGCAAUCUGGUAAACAGCUACGAGCCUACUGGCGUGCCCGAUGGCAUUGAGAUCACUCGUUGUACUGGAGAGCAAAAGUGAGCAAUCUCCCCGAGAAUCGCAACAUACUGGUGCAGACUCGAUGUUGGCUCCUGGCAGCACAUGUGUGUCAUUAGAAGAUGCAGGAACCUGUUGAUAGAAUGGACCGCAAGACUGUCAGGAAGCCCUUGGACAAUGUUUCUGUAGCAACAGAAGCAACAGUAUCGCGAAAACAAUUAGAACAAUUGCAAAGCUUCGAGAAUUACAUAUUUUUCCAUUAUGC
Boeremia exigua is the source of this 1398-nucleotide messenger RNA. RefSeq names its product S-adenosyl-L-methionine-dependent methyltransferase. NCBI's taxonomy places the organism in Eukaryota, Fungi, Ascomycota, Dothideomycetes, Pleosporales, Didymellaceae. The record is from RefSeq and is a predicted model, not a curated record. Gene Ontology annotation, molecular function: O-methyltransferase activity. Bases 321 to 1178 code for a protein of 285 amino acids. The transcript is spliced from 3 exons.